AUGGCAGUUGGCCGGGGGCGGAGCCAAGGGGCGGAGCCAAGAGUCCGCUCUGAGGCGGCGUCGGAGGACGAGGCCUGGUCGGCCAUGUUGCAGCUGCGGGACGCGGUGGAGGGCCAGGGCCAGGGCGGCGGGGCCGGAGGGGCGCUCUCUCCGGGCUCCGGCGACGCGGCGGCGGUUCUGGUGCCUUUCACACCGCCGGGGGAGUUUCCGCCCGGCUCCGGCUCGUCGUCGCUGUCUCCGCGGCAGACGCUCCGGCCCCUCAGCGUCCUCAACCCCACCCGCAGCGGGCGCCUCAAGGAGUACUUCGUCUUCCGGCCCGGAACCAUAGAGCAAGCUGUGAACGAGAUCCGGGUGGUAGUGAUGCCCACGGAAGAUGGCGAGGUCCAAAGCGUGUGGUUGCUGACGGAGAUCGACCACUGGAACAAUGAAAAGGAGCGCUUGGUCCUGAUCACCGAUUGGUCCCUGUUGAUUUGUAAGUACGACUUUAUCAGCCUGCAGUGCCAGCAAGUGACCCGGAUUUCGCUCAACGCAGUGGAUACCAUUUCUGUCGGGGAGUUCGAGUUUCCUCCUAAGUCGCUGAACAAGAGAGAAGGCACUGGGAUUCGAAUCCAGUGGGACAAGCAAAGCCGUGCCUCCUUUGUAAACAGAUGGAACCCAUGGGCCACAAACGUGCCCUACGCCACCUUCACAGAGCACCCCAUGGCCAAUGCGGAUGAGAAGAUUGCAUCUCUUUGCCAAUUGGAGAACUUCAAGACGCAGCUGAUCCAAGCCGUGAAGAAGGCCCACAAGGAGUGCCCUCUCCCCGGGAGAGCCAAUGGGGUCCUGCUCCUGGAGCGCCCACUCCUCAUCGAGACCUAUUUGGGGCUGAUGUCUUUCAUCAACAACGAGGCCAAGCUAGGCUACUCCAUGACGAGGGGCAAAAUCGGGUUCUGAAAGGCGAUGGAGAUGGCGGAGGGGCGGACAUUGUCUAGAAAAUCCCCAGAAGAUAAUUUGGGGAGAGAAGCAUGUAGAGGACUUUCCCCGUUUAUCCCACAGAUGGGUCAACACAAGACAGCGGGAGUGAUUGACUUCAGUUCGGAAUUAAACUCGCUGUCGCCACUUUGUAAUUUUUUAUUUUCUUUGUUCAUUUUCUCUAUUUGUGUGCAUCUCCGGUGAGUUCCUGAGCACGUCCUUCCUUUGACAGAAACAUCCUGCGAUCGCCAACUUAUGUAUGUUCGCAAUUCCAUUAUGUUUCGGCAGGUUGUGAGCUGUUGUGCCCAGUGUGACUUGUUUUGCUUCCGUUUGAGUGAUUUUUCGUACAUUUUUCAAGUUUGAAAUAGUUUUUUGCCCUUGCAAGAACCUUACACAGCACAGCGUCUCAUUUUACGAUGAGUUUUUGCCAUAGAGGAUCAAAUUUUUCUACCAAAAAAAACGGGCAUUUGGGAUUACUUUAUACUUUUUUAAAUACAGUCUAAACGAAUAGCACCAAAGUUUCACAUAAAGGAUUGCGAGGGGAAAACUAGAGUUAAAUUUGUUUCAACCCCUUAUACGGAGAUAGUGAUGUUGCACUGUCGCAUGUAGGCCUUAUAGCUGGGAUCCCAUCAGCCAUGUGGGAGAUAUAUACAUAUAUAGUAUUAUUCGUGGUUGCUUAAGCACCCAAGGACUUGUCUAGAUUGUCCACCAUUAAGGGCAGAAAAGCAACCCAUCCGUUUUCCUCGUGUGCAUUGCAUGAGUUUCCUGUGGAUCCCAGUCAAUGUCUCUUCUUUACAGAGUUCGUCUUUCUACAAAGCUGCUGUUUAGGAUAAAUCUCUGCUAUUCUCACGGAAAUGAUGAUAAUCCAACAUUUGAUAGUGCUUGCUCUCUAUGAAAGGUGUAUUUCCUCUUUCCCGCUCAGAUUUUUUCUGUAAAAUGUUGCUGCAGUGCAACCGAUAGCAUGUCGGGGUUUGGGCUGUUGGAAGUUCCUGUGUAUUCAAAGCUUAAUAAACACAGCUAAAUGUGAAGCGGAGAA
Molecule: messenger RNA, 1987 nt
Organism: Anolis sagrei ordinatus
Lineage: Eukaryota; Metazoa; Chordata; Lepidosauria; Squamata; Anolidae
Gene: TPRG1L
Product: tumor protein p63 regulated 1 like
Cellular component (GO): cytoplasm; synaptic vesicle
Source: RefSeq, a predicted model, not a curated record